This is a messenger RNA of Hibiscus syriacus, 1592 nucleotides long. Its product is annotated as protein disulfide-isomerase 5-2-like. The transcript is spliced from 5 exons. Gene Ontology annotation, biological process: response to endoplasmic reticulum stress; protein folding. NCBI's taxonomy places the organism in Eukaryota, Viridiplantae, Streptophyta, Magnoliopsida, Malvales, Malvaceae. Gene Ontology annotation, molecular function: protein disulfide isomerase activity. The coding region runs from base 70 to 1362 and encodes 430 amino acids. The record is from RefSeq and is a predicted model, not a curated record. Gene Ontology annotation, cellular component: endoplasmic reticulum.
UAUUUCUUAAAGAAACUGGGGAAAAAAAGAGAGAAGAAAAGAGAAGGAAGAGCAUCUCCGAUUCCAAACAUGCGUUUGUCCAUAAUCUUAUUGCUGCUGUUCUCGAUCUUGAAAGCAGGAAUUCGAUCGACAGCGAGUGAGUUAAAGGCAGAUGGGAAGGUGUUGGAGUUGGAUGAAUCCAACUUUGACUCCGCUAUUUCCUCAUUCGAUUACAUCCUCGUCGACUUUUAUGCCCCUUGGUGCGGUCACUGCAAACGCCUUUCCCCCCGGUUAGACGAGGCAGCUCCUAUUCUUGCUGGCUUGAAGGAGCCAAUAGUGAUAGCUAAAGUUAAUGCUGACAAGUAUACCCGUCUUGCUAGUACAUAUGAUAUUGAUGGAUAUCCUACCCUAAAGUUCUUUAUGCAUGGAGUUUCUAUGGAAUAUCAUGGACCAAGGAAAGCAGACUUACUUGUUCAAUAUCUGAAGAAAUUUGUUGCUCCUGAUGUGUCUAUCCUUAGUUCUGACCCUGCCAUCAAUGAUUUUGUUGAAGCAGCUGGGACUUUCUUUCCUAUAUACAUAGGUUUUGGCUUGAAUGAGACAGUGAUAUCUAAUUUAGCCGUUAAGUACAAGAAAAAGGCAUGGUUUUCUGUGGCAAAGGAUUUCUCAGAGGAUGGCAUGGUGUUGUACGACUUUGACAAAGUUCCUUCUUUGGUAGCUCUUCAUCCAAGUUAUAAGCAACAAAGCGUUUUUUAUGGUCCAUUUGAAGAUACAUUUUUGGGGGAUUUUAUUAAACAAAAUUUGCUUCCUUUGGUGGUGCCGUUGAACCAUGAGACAUUGAAGCUUUUGAAAGACGAUGAGAGGAAAAUUGUUCUAACAAUCACAGCUGAUGAGAAUGAAGACCAAUCGCAGAACUUGAUCAAGUUAUUGAGGGCUGCUGCUUCUGCAAACCGUGAUUUGGUAUUUAGUUACGUAGGGGUUAAGCAAUGGGAAGACUUUGCUGAUAAAUUUGAGGCCAACGAGAAGACAAAGCUUCCGAAAAUGAUUGUUUGGAAUGGAGAUGAGGAGUACUUAUCAGUUGUUGGUGUUGAGAGCCUUGAUAAUGAAAAUCAGGGUUCUCAAAUCUCACGAUUCCUAGAAGGAUAUAGGGAAGGUAGAACAGAAAGGAAAACAGUUAAAGGGCCUUCAUUUAUGGACUUUAUCCAUUCACUAAUUGGCAUCAGAAGUGUCUACAUAAUUGUCUUUAUUGUUGCAAUGAUGAUGCUUGUACAAAACAUCGGGAAAGAAGACGAAUCUCAAAGGGCUAGCGGUCGUGAUGCGGUUGAUCAUGCUGAGAUCUCUGAGGCUGAAAGCAGUCAGUAUGGACCUCAGAAGAAAGAAGAUUGAAGUGAGCUAUCUUUAUCUCUAUGGUCAAUAUAAAGCAACAAAAACAUGGUGAGUCAUCUAAUAGAGGUGCAGAAGGGUGAAUGAAACCUCUUUAAGAAUGCUAUGUCGAAAUUGGUGAUCCAUACUUUCUUUACGUGCAUCUUUUAUAUGUUCAAUGAUCGCCAUUUUGUUUUAAGAAAUCAAGUUUGCUAGACAAAUACUUUGCAUUAUCGAGAUUCAUUAUCAUUUUC